Messenger RNA from Darwinula stevensoni, 406 nucleotides. Lineage: Eukaryota; Metazoa; Arthropoda; Ostracoda; Podocopida; Darwinulidae. The record is from the annotation of a GenBank genome assembly.
AUGGGUCCUGAACACUUAUCCAGACAUCAUGAAGGCCUUGGACAUCAACCCCCAUGAGUAUGGUCCUCUCUUAGAUUCAUCAGUAAUUAAUGACUUGGAGAGAACGUACAUCAAGAAUACCAAUGACAACCUGUCAAAAUGGCUGCCAGCAACACUGGACACAGCAGUGAAGGGUUGGCGCAGCUCAAAUCCUCCUGAUGCCGACGAACAGAAUUGUCACCGCACCACAGUACCUUUGGAUGUGACUGUGAUGGUUGAACAGAAUAUCACUGUUGCCAAAACUAUCAGAUUUGAUACAACUGCAAAGAUGCUAGACGUGUGCAUAGACCAGGUGGUUCAAGUCCUGUACAAGUGGAAGAAUGAGGUCUUGAAGUACAAGAAUGAGUGCUUCCAAGAUCGCAGUCAG